Molecule: messenger RNA, 1968 nt
Organism: Callorhinchus milii (elephant shark)
Lineage: Eukaryota; Metazoa; Chordata; Chondrichthyes; Chimaeriformes; Callorhinchidae
Product: gamma-aminobutyric acid type A receptor subunit gamma2
Exons: 11
Coding region: 248-1672 (474 amino acids)
Biological process (GO): nervous system process; signal transduction; gamma-aminobutyric acid signaling pathway
Cellular component (GO): GABA-A receptor complex; dendrite membrane; synapse
Molecular function (GO): benzodiazepine receptor activity; transmitter-gated monoatomic ion channel activity involved in regulation of postsynaptic membrane potential; GABA-A receptor activity
Source: RefSeq, a predicted model, not a curated record
UGUUAAUAGCAGCCUCUUUUUUUUUAACACAGUCAAAUCAGCAGCCUCUUGAUUCAUAAAGGGGAAUUGUGAAUACACAGCAUAUACAUGUAUUUCCUAUGCGAGAGAAGUGCCUAACAAGAAGCCUGGUGGAAUUUGAUUUCAGAUACUUUAACCUCUGGACAGAUGCCACAUUCCUAAAAAAAACACACAAGUCAAUGUUCGACGUGAGAAAGGACACAGCCAGCAAUAAGCCAGAACACCAGAGAUGGCUUCUCACACAAUCCAGUACCAACAUCCAGCCCCAACGAUUCAAGCCUCCUCCUUCACCAUCAAGAUCAUCUACUGGGUAUUUCUGAUCUCCUAUCUCCCAAGCUGUUCCAGUAAAACUGAAGAUGCCGAUUACGAAGAUGUUACUCCUAAUAAAACGUGGAUGCUAAAUCCAAAGAUUUCCAAAAGCGACGUGACUGAUAUUUUAAACAACUUAUUGGAAGGCUACGACAAUAAACUCAGACCCGAUAUAGGAGUAAAACCGACGAUAGUUCACACUGACAUGUACAUAAACAGCAUUGGUCCAGUGAAUGCUCUCAAUAUGGAAUAUACCAUUGAUAUAUUUUUUGCCCAAACAUGGUAUGACCGACGUCUGAAAUUUAACAGCUCUAUGAAGGUGCUUCGGCUGAACAGUAAUAUGGUGGGCAAAAUCUGGAUCCCUGACACUUUCUUCCGAAAUUCGAGGAAGGCUGACGCACAUUGGAUUACAACUCCGAAUCGAAUGCUUAGGAUUUGGAACGAUGGAAGAAUCCUGUACACACUAAGGUUAACAAUUGACGCUGAAUGCCAACUUCAACUACACAACUUCCCAAUGGAUGAACAUUCCUGUCCUUUGGAAUUCUCAAGCUAUGGAUAUCCCAAGGAUGAGAUUGUCUACCAAUGGAAACAUAGCUCGGUGGAGGUUGGAGACACUCGCUCUUGGAGACUCUAUCAAUUUGCUUUUCUUGGAUUACGAAACACCACAGAAUUCAUCACGACCACUUCUGGAGAUUACGUUGUUAUGGCAGUGUACUUUGACCUAAGCAGACGGAUGGGCUAUUUCACUAUUCAGACCUACAUUCCUUGUAUACUGACUGUCGUUUUAUCCUGGGUAUCAUUCUGGAUCAAUAAAGAUGCUGUACCAGCGAGGACAUCAUUAGGGAUCACCACUGUGCUGACGAUGACCACCCUGAGUACCAUUGCUCGUAAAUCGCUACCCAAGGUGUCCUAUGUGACAGCGAUGGAUCUCUUUGUAUCUGUCUGCUUUAUCUUUGUGUUUGCUGCCCUGAUAGAAUAUGGGACCUUGCAUUACUUUGUCAGUAACAGAAAGCCCAGCAAAGUCAAAGACAAGCGGAGGAAUCGGCUUCUUCGGAUGUUUUCGUCAAAGGCUCCGACUGUUGACAUUCGCCCCAGAUCCGCUGCCGUCCAGAUGAACAACGCCUCACACCUGCAGGAGAGAGACGAGGAGUAUGGCUAUGAGUGUCUGGACGGCAAGGAUUGCGCCAGCUUCUUCUGCUGUUUUGACGAGUGCCGCACAGGAGCGUGGAGACAAGGAAGGCUACACAUCCGAGUCACCAAGAUUGACCAGUACGCCAGGAUCUUCUUCCCUACGGCCUUUGGUUUGUUCAACCUGGUCUAUUGGGUUGGCUACCUUUACCUGUAAAUAUCAAGAGCUGCCAUAAGCCUCGGCCCCAUCUGGUGCAGAUCCAUUAAAACCACCUGUAAAAACUAGAUCUUCAAGGAGAAAAAAAAACGCUGUAAAUUUUUAAGUAUCUCUUACACAGAUGAUUGAUUGAAAGUUCAGUGCAUGUUUUUUUCUUUCUUUCUUUGGGUCAAACGAUCGCCAAAAUGCUACAAGAUCUUUUUUUUCUAUAAAAAAAAUCUUUUUUUUCUGUCUCUCUGGCGGACUGGACUGUAAUUUGAAUGAAAUGUGUAACAAGCCAAAUCCACCUACUUAUC